Nerophis ophidion (straightnose pipefish) is the source of this 6023-nucleotide messenger RNA. RefSeq names its product cugbp, Elav-like family member 1 (gene celf1). Lineage: Eukaryota; Metazoa; Chordata; Actinopteri; Syngnathiformes; Syngnathidae. Gene Ontology annotation, molecular function: mRNA 3'-UTR binding. Gene Ontology annotation, biological process: regulation of alternative mRNA splicing, via spliceosome; mRNA splice site recognition. The transcript is spliced from 13 exons. The coding region runs from base 235 to 1797 and encodes 520 amino acids. Gene Ontology annotation, cellular component: nucleus; ribonucleoprotein complex; cytoplasm. The record is from RefSeq and is a predicted model, not a curated record.
AGCUGAAAGGCCCGUCGCUUUUUUAGCCGCCUCUCAGCUUGUCCUCUUCUGUACCAUAGUCAAGUUGUUUACUCUGCCACCUGUUCUCACGUUGGUCUUUUGGUUGGACGUAGUCCUCCAUGUGGAUUGAUUUGUUGUUUACCUGCUUUGUCGCCAAGGACCUAGCGAUCAGCACGUAACCCUGGACGUGGCUUCCUCUUGUUUCUUGUCUGAAAGUGGAACGGGUUUGCCAUCAUGGCCUCUUUUAAACUGGAUUUUCUCCCUGAGAUGAUGGUGGAUCAUUGCUCUUUGAAUUCUAGUCCUGUCGGCAAGAAAAUGAACGGGUCUCUGGACCACCCCGACCAACCAGAUGUGGAUGCCAUCAAGAUGUUCGUGGGCCAGAUUCCACGUUCUUGGUCCGAGGAGCAGCUUCGCGAGCUCUUCGAGCCUUUCGGCGCCGUCUACGAGAUCAACGUUCUGAGGGACCGUAGCCAGAACCCGCCACAGAGCAAAGGAUGCUGUUUCAUCACAUACUACACCCGCAAGUCCGCCUUGGAAGCACAGAACGCUCUUCACAACAUGAAGAUUCUUCCAGGGAUGCACCACCCCAUUCAGAUGAAGCCGGCUGACAGCGAGAAAAACAACGCUGUGGAAGACAGGAAGUUGUUCAUUGGAAUGAUCUCCAAGAAGUGUAACGAGAACGACAUGCGCUUGAUGUUCUCGCCGUAUGGACAGAUUGAGGAGUGUCGGAUACUGCGAGGCCCUGAUGGACUCAGCCGAGGUUGUGCGUUUGUGACUUUCACAGCCAGACAGAUGGCCCAGUCCGCCAUCAAGUCCAUGCACCAGUCCCAGACCAUGGAGGGCUGCUCCUCGCCCGUCGUGGUCAAGUUUGCCGACACUCAGAAGGACAAAGAGCAAAAGCGUAUUACGCUGCAGCUGCAGCAGCAGAUGCAGCAACUCAGCGCCGCGUCCAUGUGGGGCAACCUCACCGGCCUUGGCAGUCUGGGGCCUCAGUACCUUGCACUUUACCUACAGCUGCUGCAGCAGUCCGCCUCCACAGGGAACUCACUCAGCAACCUGCACCCCGUUUCAGGUCUUAACGCCAUGCAGAACCUGGCUGCCUUUGCAGCAGCAACUGCCACGCAGGCCUCAGCGACUGGCUCCAGUGCCAUGACAACAUCAAGUAGCCCACUAAGUGCUCUAACAAGCUCAGGCUCCUCCCCCACCUCCAGCAACAACUCCUCAGUCAACCCCAUCGCCUCUCUGGGAGCGCUGCAGUCUCUGGCUGCCAGCACUGGAGCUGGUCUCAACAUGGGCUCUCUAGCAGCAGGCAUGGCGGCUCUGAAUGGCAGUCUGGGCUCUGCAGGGCUGUCUAACGGCUCAGGAAGUACCAUGGAGGCGCUGAGCCAGGCCUACUCUGGCAUCCAGCAGUACGCCGCCGCCGCCGCCCUGCCAAGCCUCUACAAUCAGAGCCUGCUGUCCCAACAGAGCGUCUCGGCCGCAGGAAGCCAAAAGGAAGUGUUUUGUCUUUGUCGCUGGUUUGCAGGUCCAGAAGGUGCCAACUUGUUCAUUUACCAUCUCCCUCAAGAGUUUGGAGACCAGGACCUGCUGCAGAUGUUCAUGCCCUUUGGAAAUGUAAUCUCUGCCAAGGUCUUCAUUGACAAGCAAACCAACCUCAGCAAGUGUUUCGGUUUUGUGAGCUACGACAACCCGGUGUCGUCGCAGGCCGCCAUCCAGUCCAUGAACGGUUUCCAGAUCGGCAUGAAGCGGCUGAAGGUGCAGCUGAAGCGCUCCAAGAACGACAGCAAGCCGUACUGAAGCCAGGCGUAGUUAGGAUAGAAGCUUCUCUGGUAAGUGGAGUCAGAAACGUGCAUUAUGGGACACCCCCUCACCCCGGCGCGUGCACAUGUGCGGCAUGCACGGCUGAGGCUACAGACUGGAUUCUUCCCGUGUUGUUGUGGUUCCUGCACUUUGUUUCCCGCGAUCACUGACGACAAACUGGCGUGUUUUCAUUGAACUUGUUUGCUGUGCUACCUUUCCACAUUUAUGACUUUGAUUGUUAAGACGUCUUGCACUUUGACAGUGUGGUGCCCCAAAUCGUCGUUUCCUUUUUUUCUAAACUUUCACUUUCACUUCACCCCAGCGAACACAGACACACUUUCCCUCGAGCACACACAUUUUAUACUCGGUAUUACACCGGCUCACCUGAAGAGGGAGCUCCAUUACAGCAAAUGUCCUGCAUGUUUUCACAACAGAAGCCUCUAAACGCCUCAAAGCUGUCAAUCCUGCUAAUGCUCGACUUCAUCUUUUUCUUUAAAGUUCUCGAUUCUGUCUCAGAUUCAGUCAAUCAUCGUACUUUCGUUUUAGUGACCCGGCUAGCGGAGACACUUCCACAAACGUCCCUCGGCGCGCUAGCAGCAGGCUACCGUCUCUCUCUGUUGACGUCACAUGACUCCACACCAAAACCUGCUAGUUGCUCUAAGGAAUCCAUUUUUUUUCUGUGAGUUUUUUCGUGUCUUAGUUGGACGUGAGGCAGUGAGAUGUACAUUGAAGGCUCUGCCUCUUCUAUUUUUAUAAAAGGUUUUAUACUUCUCCUGUGUGCUGGGGAACUAUUUAUUGCCUAAAUUAUUUAUCUGGUGUAUUUUAAAAAGACAAAUGUGUCGAACAACUCAAAUGGAUUUCCCGGUGUGUGCGUGCGUGUAUGUUGCUGUGAUCCAGUCACGUUAACUGUCGCACACACUCAGCUGUCCAUCCUCUAAUGCUGAUGUGAGUCAUAUUUAAUAGUUACUAUUCUACUAUAGUCAACUCCAUUCAACAAUCCUAUGUUGCCGUUGACCUUUUUAGUCUCUCCUUGUCACUCCUAGGUUUGAACCCUAAAAGAUCAAGUACAAUUGUCAUUGGAAGGAAAAGAGUUAAACAGGUGUCAUGUGAUUAUCUGGUCACCCAGGUGUGCCCAUUAGUAAGCCACACCCGGUCACGAUGAGGAAACAAGCGGGCGCCGCACGGGGACGACAUUAUUUCUCGCUCUUUGGGCUUAAAAGUUGCGGUUUGUCUGCUGUGUUGUUUGUACAUCACUUCCUGUGCGGGACAUGUACUCACAUAUGUUUGGAGAGACAUUUUUCUUUUAUGUGCAACUUAAGCAAAAAUGGUUUUGCUACCAAAAAAGAUGUGGUAUGUUGAAGUAAUAACAAUACAUACAUAACCAAAAAGUUUUUGGUUGCAAUUUAUAUGUUUAACAAAAAAUGUUUGGGUUACAAUUUCUUUCGUGGCAAAAACGUCCGUAAAAAAUAUUUUUGGGUUGCAAAUGUUUUUUUUUUCUAGCUACAAAUAAUUUUUGGGGUUGCAAAUAUUUUUUGGGGGGUACACAUAUUUUCUGUGUUGCAAAUAUUUUAUUCGGUUGUAAAAAAACAAUUUGCAAAGAAAAAUGGAUUUGAAAUACAUUAAUAAAAAAAUACAUAUUUUUAAACAACUAUUUUUUGGGGUUGCAACUUUUUUUGGGGCUGCAAAUAUUUUUUGGGGUUGCAAAUAUUUUGUGGGGGGUACACAUUUUUUGCAUUGCACAUAUUUUAUUCGGUUGGAAAAAAACAAUUUGCAAACAAAAAUGGAUUUGAAAUACAUUAAUAAAAAAAUACAUAUUUUUAAACAACUAUUUUUUGGGGUUACAACUUUUUUUUUAGCUGCAAAUAUUUUUUGGGGUUGUAAAUAUUUUGUGGGGGGUACACAUUUUUUGCAUUGCAAAUAUUUAAUUCAGUUGGAAAAAAAACAAUUUGCAAACAAAAAUGGAUUUGAAAUACAGUAAUUAAAAAUAUGUAUUUUCAAACAACUAUUUUUUGGGGUUACAACUUUUUUUUUAGCUGCAAAUAUUUUUUGGGGUUGCAAAUAUUUUUGGGGGGGUACACAUAUUUUUUGUGUUGCAAAUGUUUUAUUCCGUUGGAAAAAAACAAUUUCAAAACAAUUUUUUUUUUGAAAUACAGUAAUAAAAAAAUACAUAUUUUAUACAAAUAUUUUUUAGGGUUGCAACUUAUUUUUUUUAGUUGCAAAUAUUUUUUUGGGUUGCAAAUUUUUUUGGGGGGGUAGAGUAUUUUUUGGGGGGUAUAAAUCAUUUUUGGGGUGCAUUUUUUUUUUUGCUGCAAAUGUGUUGCAAAUAAUUUUUGGGGUUGCAAAUUUUUUUGUGGGGCACUCAUAGUUUUUGUGUUGCAAAUAUUUUAUUGGUUUGGAAACAAACAAUUUGCAGAAAAAAUGGAUUGGAAAUACAGUACUAAAAAUACAUAUUUUUAGACCAAUUUUAUUUUUUCGGUUGCAACUAUUUUUUAUUUUUUUUAGUUCCGAAUAUAUUUUGGGAUGCAAAUAUUUUUUUGUGGGGUACAAAUCAUUUUUAGCUUGCAAAUUUUUUUUUUUGCUGCAAAUACUUUAUGGGUUGCAAAUAAUUUUUGGGAGCAAAUAUUUUUCUUCGGUUGGAAAAAACUGGUUGCUAACAAACAUGGAUAAUAAAAAAUACAUAUUUUUAAACAAAUAUUUUUAUGUGUUGCAACAAUUUUUUUUUUAGUUGCAAAUAUUUUUGGGGUUGCAAAUUCUUUGGGGGGGGGGGUACAAAUAUUUUUGGGUUGCAAUAAUUUUUUGGGAUGUAAAUAUUUUUUGCGGGGUACAAAUCAUUUUUAGGUUGCAAAUGUUUUUUGUUUUUUUUAGCUCCAAAUACUUUAUGGUUUGCAAAUAAUUUUUGGGCGCAAAUCCUUUUUUGGGUUGCAAAUAAAUUUUUAGGGGCACACAUUUUUUGUGUUGCAAAUAUUUUAUUUGGUUGGAAAAAAACUGUUUGCUAACAAAAAUGGAUUUGAAAUACAAUAAUUAAAAAUACAUAUUUUAAACUAAUAUUUUUUUCGGUUGCAACUAUUUUUUUUUUAGUUGCAAAUAUUUUUGGGGUUGCAAAUUUUUUGGGGAUGCAAAUUUUUUUGGAGGGUGCAAAUAUUUUUUGUAGUUGAAAAUAACUUUUUGGGUUGCUAAAAAUAUUUGAUUGCCAAUCAAUUUUUGGUUGCAAAUCUAUUUUGGGUGACUUUAUGCACACGUUUUUUUAAGUUCAGAAUAAAUGUACCAAAUUGUCCCAUGUUCGGUGUCUAUAAGUUCGUAUGUAAGUUCGAAUGUGUUGAGGGCGGAAGUAGUCAGUCAACGCCAACACCCGAGACUGACCAAUAAAAUGGCUUCUGACAUAUUGUUCAGGGGAGGCCCCGCCCAUUAACAUUGAAACUCAGUCAUAACCAUAAUGUGUUUGUCCCCAAUAAAAGAUUUGUAACUAAAAAUAAUGUUUGCCACCAAAAAAAACAUUUUGUAAACAGAAAAGAAAAUUGUAACCAAAACAUUUUUUGUUUGAAAAUAAAAAAUGUUUUGUAGCAAAUCCAUCAUUUUGGUUUGCAAAUAUUUGUCGGGAGUUUCUUAUCCAUUUUUUCUUUGGUUGCACGAAAAGACUCAAGUUUCUCUCCAUACAUGUGACAUCAGAGUCAACUUUUUGCCUCGUCUUUCAUUAUCAGGUUGACUUUAGUUGCUUGCCGCCAACCGGGCCGUGCGAAAAACCGCCGCUGAGCCACGAAAAGAGAAACUUAUUUUUAUAGAAGCGACUGUUCGAGAGAGAGCCAGAAUCUGUUUUUAUCGAUACUCAUGUUGUGCGCGGUCCUCCCAGUGUGCCCGACCCUCUGGGUUGUUGUGGUUUUUGUGUGUCUUUGUUUUGAGUGCUGACGUGUGCGUCCUAAAUUAUGGGGGAAAUAAAACACAACUUUUUGAGCAAAGAGUGAUAUUUUUUGUUGUUGUUGAAUGCUGGCAAAGAGUUCCUACCUGACUGAUGUUAUGCGGAUGAUGUUGACCAUCCAGCCCCCACCUUUUGUGGAGAAUCAUCCAGAGGAUCCACGUAACCGCUUGUUUUGUCACAGUAGUUUUAAGAUGCAUGUUUUUUUUUUUUUAUAUAUAUCUGCACUGAGAUUCUUGACAAAAUGUGAUCGAGUUUGUAUUAAGUUUAAAAUGACAAAUAAACUGGUGCCAAAUGUUUUGCUCAACCACUA